Molecule: messenger RNA, 1118 nt
Organism: Boeremia exigua
Lineage: Eukaryota; Fungi; Ascomycota; Dothideomycetes; Pleosporales; Didymellaceae
Product: ubiquitin-conjugating enzyme/RWD-like protein
Exons: 3
Coding region: 293-844 (183 amino acids)
Source: RefSeq, a predicted model, not a curated record
GUGGCACGCCUUCAUCGGCCAUUCUACCGCAGGUGGCGGGUCCAAGUUGCUCUUGCCUUCCUGUUCCUCCAUCUUCUUGCCUACGUCUACUUCUGCAAGCUCUCCUUCAGCUUCAAGUGCUCCCGUCGCUGAGCCCCGCCCAACCGAGCUUCACCACGCCGCUUGCUACCCGCCGUGCGCCCCACCAGCCGACUCACUGCGCCCAACGCGACUUUCGCAGUCACACGCCUCGCACGCGCGACCCCUCGCACCUCUCCCACCCCCCGACGUCUCCCUACACAAUACCGCCAAGAUGAUGAAAAUAUGGUCCAUGAAGAAGAAGCAGGCCGAAGAUGAUGCCGCAGCCGCCGCAACGAGCAAGAAGAAGAAGGUCACGCCCGCCCAGCUGCGCGCCCAGAAAGAUCUCGAGGAGCUCUCCCUCGGCACAACGAUGAAAACCCACUUCCCGAACCCCGACGACAUCCUCAACUUCACGCUCUCCAUCGACCCCGACGAGGGCAUGUACAAAGGCGGACGCUUCGUGUUCAGCUUCGCGAUCAACCAGAACUUCCCGCACGACCCGCCGAAAGUGAAGUGCACGCAGAAGAUCUACCACCCGAACAUCGACCUCGAGGGCAACGUGUGCCUGAACAUUCUGCGCGAGGACUGGAAGCCGGUGCUGAACCUGAAUGCGGUGGUCGUGGGACUGCAGUUCCUGUUUCUGGAGCCCAAUGCGAGUGAUCCGUUGAAUAAGGAGGCCGCGGAGGAUUUGAAGAUUAACAGGGAGGGGUUUAAGAGGAAUGUCAGGAGUAGUCUUGGGGGCGGAGUGGUGAGGGGGCAGGUGUUUGAUCGCGUGAUGAAGUAGGAUGGGGGUAUGUUGAGAGGAGUCGCGGUGCGGUUACAGGCUGGGCAUACAUACGCUUGGGUUGCGCACGUAGAAGGAGGGCGGAUGGGCGAGCAUGAGUGGGUGGUGAGGCAGAGAGCGUAACGGAGGGCAGUGGUGGAUGGUGACAGGUGGUGAUAGAGGGUGAGAGGCCCGAGGACACGACAUCUGCACGUUCGAGCGCGCAUAACAACGGCGUACCUGCGAGCGCGGCGUUUACAUACAGGCUGUUUUGCAAUGGACUCUUGAACACACA